AAUCGCAAAAACCUUCCACCAUGGAGCUUGACAUACUACAACCAAUAAGGCUAUCAAUUGGAAUUUUAAAACUAUUUGGAUUAUGGAGACUUGACAAUAAAUACAAUUCAUUCUACAGAAUCUACACAUAUUUUUUACACUUUAUUACAACUUUUUUGACAACAACACUAAUGUGGACGAGUGUUUUUAAAGCCAAAAAUUUCGAAGAAUUUACUGAACCUCUUUAUAUGGCACUCACAAUGUUUGGAUUAUCAGUAAAAGUGAUAAAUAUUUUGAAUCUAAACAAAUUGGUUGUAAAUUUUCUCAAACAACUCGAAGACGACCAACAUUUUCGUGUGAAAAAUCCUGAGGAAUUAAAGAUUUUGAAAAAAUCUCUCCGAAUCCUUUAUGGUGUUGUUGUUUUUUACACUAGUGCAGCUUUUGCAAUUAUUGUAUUUGGAUUUAGUGUAGCUGCUUAUGGAAAAGAGAGAGUUUUGGUUUAUCCUGCAUGGAUGCCCUUUGAUUAUCAAUGCAACUCAAAGAACUAUAUGUUGGCUUAUUUCCAUCAAUUAGUUGGAAUGGUUGUGGCAUGUUUAGCAAAUACGUCUCUCGAUAUGCUGCAAUGUUACUUACUGCACAGUGUUUCUUUAAUAUAUUUAAUAGUUGGUCAUCGACUGACAGCGCUGGGAAAGGAUUUGAACAAUUUCUCCAAUAAUUUUGAAGUGAACAAAAUUAUUUUGGAUGAUUUAAGGGAUAUAAUAAAAGUUCAUAAUUUAGCAAAAAAAUUAACAGUUGAUUGUGAACGAUUUUUAUCAAAACCGAUAUUUACUCAAAUCUUAUUGAGUGCGUUUGUACUAUGUUUUACUGGAUAUCGUUUAACAUUUAUGUCCUUUAGGGAUAAUCCUGGACGAUUUAUCAUAAUGAUGGACUAUCUUUUCGUUAUUAGCCUGCAAAUAUAUUUACCAUGUCAUUAUGGAAAUCAAGUUACUAUUGAAGCUGGUAAGCUAAGUGCAGCACUUUACACAUCAAACUGGACAUAUUUUCCAAUGAAAUCAAAGAAAAUUAUAUGUUUAUAUAUGGAACUUUUGAAGGAGCCCAUUUCUGUUAAGGCUGGUGGUUUUUUCCAGAUUGGAAUACCAACAUUUGGAAAGACUCUGAACAAUGCAUACAGUUUCUUUGCUGUUCUUAUCAGGAUGAAAAGCUAGAUAGAUGUUUACGCAGAAAUUUACUAUAGAUUAUGACAUUAUUUAUUACUAUAUAUUUUAUUAAUAUAGUAUGAUUGUA
Episyrphus balteatus (marmalade hoverfly) is the source of this 1263-nucleotide messenger RNA. Its product is annotated as odorant receptor 94a-like. Gene Ontology annotation, biological process: detection of chemical stimulus involved in sensory perception of smell; sensory perception of smell. Gene Ontology annotation, molecular function: odorant binding; olfactory receptor activity. The transcript is spliced from 4 exons. NCBI's taxonomy places the organism in Eukaryota, Metazoa, Arthropoda, Insecta, Diptera, Syrphidae. Gene Ontology annotation, cellular component: plasma membrane. The record is from RefSeq and is a predicted model, not a curated record. The coding region runs from base 21 to 1184 and encodes 387 amino acids.